UGUCCACUGGAGCACGACCUGAUUUUGCAGAGUUCGACGCGUUCCUGGGUCAACAAGGGAGGGGCUUUGAAAAAAACCUUUCAACCAAUCAGCGCAGUCACGCGAGCUCGUUCAAUUUGAGCGCGCAUUUCUACCACUUUCAACCUAUGCGUCACUUCGCAAAGUUCGCAUCCAUUUUGUGGAUUUGUGCAGAAUUCUCAGAAUCGAGAAGAAUUAUCAUCAGAAGUGAUCAUUCAUGGAGAAAGAAAAAGGGUAAAGUCUUUAUUCAAACCAAUGCUAAUGUUUGAAAUUAAACUAAUGGUAAUGUUUGUAUGAAAGGGUGUGCAUUUGUAUAUAUAUAUAUAUAUGUGUGUGUAUAUAUGUAUAUGUAUAUAUAUGUGUAUAUAUGUAUAUGUAUGUAUAUGUGUGUGUGUGUGUGUGUGUGUGUGUGUGUGUUUUUUAGGUCCUUUGGUGUGCCCUCAUUAACAGAAGAGUCUUUGGCGACAUUAAAUGAUGGGAUGUGGCUGAAUGACAUUGUAAUGGACAUUCAGUUGAGAUCUGUUCAUGAUGAAUUACGACCACAUAGAAGGCGAAAAUCUUUGAUCUACCCAGUGCACUUUUACAGUAAGCUAAAAAACAGUGGAUACACAGAUGUCAUCAGAUGGACAAAGCAUGAGGACAUUUUUCGUAAGGACUAUCUUUUGAUAGUUGAAAAUGCCUUUGGAAAUCACUGGAGACUCAUGAUUGUGUGCUUCCCUGGAAAUGAAGAAGGGGAAUAUAUCAAAACUGGGCGAAAAAUGGUAGAAAAGAGGCCUUGCAUUUUAAUGCUAGACUCCAAGCCUGCGCAAGUGAGUGAUAGCAUGGAGGUUUUCCAAAAUAUACGAAGUUACUUAACAGGAAUGUGGAAAAACAAACAAAAAAAGCCCCGGACAUUUUCUGCGGCUUCUAUGCCAGCCCUGAAAGUACGGGUACCUGAACAGCAGGGAAACUGCUCUGAAUGUGGCAUAUUUGUAUUACUCUGUGCAGAGCACUUUUUGAAUGAUCCUCCCAAAGAACUAAUCAAUGAGCUUGACUGUACAUCCUGGUUUACGCUGGCAGAUGCAUUUUCAAGGCGUGCACAAAUCAGGGACAAAAUAAGAAGAUGUUUAGAAGCACGUGAAAGAGACGGAGAGGAAAUCAUAGCAGAAGAAAGAGAAGGUGAAAAACAGCCAAACAUUUUUGAGAGAGGAAGAGAAGCAGAGGAAAAUGAAGCAGGAGAAAGUGAAAAACAGCAAAACAUUUUUGAGAGAGGGAGACAGGCAGAGAAAAACAAAGCAGCAGAAAGUGAAAAACAGGAAAACAUUUUUGAGAGAGGGAGAGAAGCACAGGAAAACGAAGCAGAAGAAAGUGAAGAGGAAUGGCAAGAGGAAAAUAUAACCAAGGAAAGUGAAAUAGAAUGCAGAGAGAAAGAAAAUAGACAUACGACAAGAGAAGAGAACAAAACAGCAAGAAGCUACACCGUCCUGGGAAGGCUGUCAGUCCCAGGCACGAAAAGGAAAUACACAGUCACUCAGGAUGAAAUAAAACGAAGAAUCAUUACAGAAAACAUGUCAAACAACAUGUUAAGAAGCCUGAUUAGGGUUCGUAAAGAUGAUCUCCCAGAGGAGCUUAGACAAAGACCAAAAAAAGCUAAGACAAAAAUGAGCAUCUUCUCUGCCCUCAGUGAAGGGGAGGCCACAGAUUUAGCCCAGGAGCUAGGAGCUAUGCUUGGGCGACAUGUCAACCUAGACAUGGGUACAAUUGUUCCAAGUGCAGAGGCAGAGGUUGCAAAGAAUGCACUCUGCACCCUCCAGUCCUUGCUGAGGGAAAGACUGGGAGAUGAAUCCCCUUUUUCUCUUAUCACACAUACAUUUGGACCACAAAUUCUUGAUGUUGUCAUCUCAUUUUUAAUCAGUCAGUUUAAGUAGCUCUCUCAAUGUUAAAUUGUAACAAACAUAACUACAGCAGUAGUUAAUAGAUUAGUUUUUAGUUUAAAACAAUAACAGUUCACUGUUCCAAAACAAACUCUGAUAGUUCCAGGGUAGUUUUAAAUGGUGCUUGUUUAAAUGGCUUCAUUUACAUCUAGAGACCUUAUAUUGAUGGCCACUAGGAUGACAAUUUUACUUUGUUUUAAAAAAGAAUUGUAAAAAAAAUAAAAUAAAAUAAAAGACUAAAACAGCA
Molecule: messenger RNA, 2178 nt
Organism: Paramisgurnus dabryanus
Lineage: Eukaryota; Metazoa; Chordata; Actinopteri; Cypriniformes; Cobitidae
Biological process (GO): proteolysis
Molecular function (GO): cysteine-type peptidase activity
Source: RefSeq, a predicted model, not a curated record